AUCAUUCCUUACUAUAUAAAUUUCACCUUCAUUCUUUUGGCAUUUUACCUGAAGAAAAAAAUGGCUAAUCUAAGGUGUGUUUGCAUGUUAUAUGGAAUAUUUCUUGCCGUAGCACUAGCAAAAGCCCAAGCACCAGCAGCAUCACCAACAAUUGCAUCGCCAGCACCACCAUUACCUACUUCAAACCCGCCAACUACAGCAACUCCAUUACCCGCGUCCACUUCACCAGUGUCAAGUCCAACUGUCCCACCACCUCAAAGCUCACCACCUCCCACAGCUCCUCCCCCAUCAGUACAAACACCAUCACUACCACCUGCACCAGUAACCCAGCCGCCGCCACCAGUACAACCACCAGCCCCUGUGUCACCUCCACCAGCAACAUCACCUGCUCCAGCAAAGCCAGCUCCUGCACCAGCACCCACAAAGCCAGCUCCUGCACCAGCACCCACAAAGCCGGCUCCUGCACCAGCACCCACAAAGCCAGCUCCUGCACCAGCACCCACAAAGCCGGCUCCUGCACCAGCGCCAGUGGCUAUUUCACCAAGCCUAGCACCAGUUAAUAGUCCCUUAACAGCACCAGCACCAGCACCCUCUGAGGGGAAAAAGAAGAGGAAGCACAAGCAUAAGCACAAGCAUCACCAUGCAUCAGCUCCAGCCCCAAUACCACCAAGCCCACCAGCACCUCCUACGGCAGUCACAGAUACCUCAGACGAUAUUUCACCGGCUCCUUCUCCAGAUUUGAAUGCAGGUAUAUCUAUCUAUCAGCAAGGAUACAAAUGGAGCAAGUGGAUGACAGGACUCAUAGCAGCUGCACUGCUUGUUGUUUUGUAAUCUCAACCUUGAUUUACAUAAGCAAUUGAUUCUUUUUUUUUUUUCAUUCAUUUUUUUGACUUUUUGUUAUGAGAUGAGAGUUCAAGAAUUUUCAGUUAAAACAAUGUGAUUGAGUACUUACACAUAAUUAUUUCAAAUACAUACAAAAAUAUUCAAUUCUGA
Molecule: messenger RNA, 993 nt
Organism: Chenopodium quinoa (quinoa)
Lineage: Eukaryota; Viridiplantae; Streptophyta; Magnoliopsida; Caryophyllales; Amaranthaceae
Product: lysine-rich arabinogalactan protein 19-like
Exons: 2
Coding region: 61-831 (256 amino acids)
Cellular component (GO): plasma membrane
Source: RefSeq, a predicted model, not a curated record